This is a messenger RNA of Gossypium raimondii (Peruvian cotton), 549 nucleotides long. RefSeq names its product pectinesterase inhibitor 5. The transcript has a single exon. The coding region runs from base 1 to 549 and encodes 182 amino acids. Gene Ontology annotation, molecular function: pectinesterase inhibitor activity. NCBI's taxonomy places the organism in Eukaryota, Viridiplantae, Streptophyta, Magnoliopsida, Malvales, Malvaceae. Gene Ontology annotation, biological process: negative regulation of catalytic activity. The record is from RefSeq and is a predicted model, not a curated record.
AUGGGUAACUUGAAGUCUUUAUGUUCCGUCGCUACCAUCUUAGUAGCGAUCGCCUAUUUUUGUUUCAGCGGAGUAGUCGUUGCGGAUAUAGCCUUGAUUAAAAGCAUCUGCAAGCAAUCCCAAGACUACGACUUUUGCAUGACAAGUCUCGGCACCGACCCUCGCUCCGAAACGACCGACGUACGUGGCCUUGCCAUGGUCUCUGCUUCACUCGCGGUUAUCCAAAUUCAAGAUACCCUCGGUCGCAUUCCCGACAUUAUCAAACAAACGACCGACCCUGUUGCUGUUCGGCGACUCGGGGUAUGCGAAAAUGAUUACGAUGGUUUGUUGGGGAAUUUCCAGAACGCCUUCCGCGCUACUUCGAACAAUGCCUUUCAGGAUACCGUAAAGUUUGUUAGAGAUGGAGCAAAACAAGUUGCUGAUUGCCAUGACAUUUUCAGGAAGGAUGGACCGAUUGCUACAUCGCCGAUUGAAGGGGAUGAUGUCAAAGUGUUCAAAUUAGCAGAGCUGGUUCUGAUAGCCAUUUAUCGUCUAAUACCCAAAAUAUAG